UUGCGUUUUAUUUUUUAUCAAAUUUGUAAUCAUGAGUCAACGACAGGUUUUACAAGGUACGAUCAUUCGUAGUUGCACGUUUUCAAGACUGUUUUCGAAGCUGUUUUGAAUUAACCUCAAGUGUAAAGUUAGUGCCAGACAAAACUUAGCUAAAGAACAUCAGUUGACAUUUUUUAAUACUAAUGAAUCGUUCAUUUCUCUCUUUUAGUGUUUGAGCAGUAUCAGAAAUCAAGGACACAGUUUGUGCAGACUAUUGCUGAGCUUGCAACAAGACCGCAAAACAUUGAAACUUUACAAAAUGCUGGUAAAUUGGGACUUGGGUACCCAUUUCUGUAUAUAUGUAUUUUUUCAAAUCAAUAUUAUAUUUUAGCUGACUUUCAUUUAUGUGCUGAUCACAUUUCUAUCGAUAACUUAUAACAAGACAGAAUUCCAUUCCUACAUGUCCCCCCUCUCUAGGUGUGAUGUCCCUGCUGCGGCCAUUACUGCUAGAUGUGGUUCCUACCAUCCAGCAGACAGCUGCUCUGGCUCUGGGAAGACUGGCCAACUACAAUGACGACCUGGCAGAGGCCGUCGUCAAGGGAGACAUCCUCCCACAGCUCGUCUACUCCCUGGCCGAGCAGAACGUAUGUCUGUGUGUGUCUGUUUGUCUCUGUGUGUGUGUGUGUGUGUGUGUGUGUGUGUGUGUGUACACCAACAUACACUCCCUCAUUCACCCUGCUGAAUGGUGUCCCUGACCCUGAGAGUGUGUUGGCAUUGUACCCUGGGCAGGGGGCCACUCCAAAGGCUAAAGCACCCUUCACACCACAGCAGGGCCUCUCUAUCUCUAUCUGCCUUCUCACAGGGGUCUGCAUGCAUAGUCAAUGCUCUGAAUGGAAACUCGCUUAAAGGUGCAAUAUGCAGAAAUCGCUCCGCCAUUUUCUGAUUGCUAAAAUUCUAAUAGUUCGCCUAAUUUCAGUUUAUGUGACAAAACAAGCAGAGAAUCAUUGUACCAUCUAAACUGCUGUGAAAUAUAUUUUCAAUAACCAAAAAAAAGGCGAACUAUAAGAAUUUUAGCAACCAGGAAAUGCCACAGCUAUUUCUGCAUAGUGCAUCUUUAAGAAAGAGAAGCAUAGAAAUAGUGCAUAUAGAGCAGCUCUAUCGCUUCUUAGACCAGCUUUCAAUGCGUGACAAAUCUACAACUCACAUUUCUAUGUGAAUUUGGUCAGGUCGCCCAAAAAGUUACAUAUUGCAGCUUUAAGAGCAUCUGCUAAAUGUGUAUUAAACGUUUUUUCCUCCCAUCUGCGUGUGUGCAUGUGUAGAGGUUCUAUAAGAAGGCAGCUGCGUUUGUCCUGCGUGCGGUGGCCAAGCACAGCCCUGCUCUGGCCCAGGCCGUGGUGGACUGUGGAGCGUUGGACGCUCUGGUCAUCUCUCUGGAGGAGUUUGACCCUGACGUCAAGGAGGCUGCCGCCUGGGCUCUGGGAUACAUUGCACGCCACAACGCACGUAAGGACAUAGUAUACACAGACCAGGGGUUUGAACCGGUUCAGGGAACAGAACAAAGCACCUAUGCAAGUCCUUCACCCUGACACUUAGAAACUUAUUCCAGUGUCUGCCUGCAAGCUAAAAAUCUUUACCAGUGUGUGUGCGUGUUUAGGCUACCUGCCCCUCCCCCCAUAGGCUACUGUACUGACGUUACAAUCGUGAUUCAGAAGAUAGGGAGAGAGAUUUUUAUUAGCUAGAGAAGAAUGGAUUAACUUUUUCAAUGCUAGUUAAGGAUACUAUAGGCUUAUUAAUAACAUUUAAUGUUGGAUUUAUUAACUACAAAAAGGUAAGAUGUGUUUUUAAUUCUGGUGCCACUCUGCACACACAAACUUGUUAUCUAGCUAGCUCAAGCUUGUUAGCUAGCUAGCUCAAAGGACAUUUAAAGUUCCUCCAUAGAAGCCACUCCUCCAAGGUAUAAUUAUGUGGACCUAAUUCAGAUCAUGUAUGUCAUAACAAGAUGCCCAGAGCUUCAAGCCUCCUCCUCAACCCUCUCUCGCUUUCUCCCAACCCGCAAAAUGUCAGUCGCAUCUUGCGCCAUAGGCUACACUUGUCUGUCCAUCACGCAUGUAAACAACUAGCUUGCCUGCUCUAUCCACACUGAUUGGUGAAGUAAAGAGCUAAAUGUAAAAAACUUGAUUUUACAGGAUAAAAAAGGAACAGAAAGGAACAAUAUAAACCAGUACUUUUUUGGGGUUCGACCCGGUUCAGAACUUUAUUUUGCUGGUCGGAACAGUUGAACGGAACAAAAAAAAUAUUGGUUCUGUUCAGAACGAAACGAUUGGAAAAUCAUUUUGGUUCCAACCCCUGACACACACACACAAGCAACUCACGUACGGACACACACACCACACAUACACACUAACACCCCUCUCUUCUCUGUAUGUAGACCUGUCUCAGGAGGUAGUGGAUGCAGGAGCCGUUCCUCUGCUGGUGCUGUGUAUCCAGGAACCAGAGGUGGCCCUGAAACGCAUCGCUGCCUCGGCCCUCAGCGACAUCGCCAAGCACUCACCUGAGCUGGCUCAGACUGUGGUCGACACUGGCGCCAUCGCACACCUGGCCCAGAUGAUCCUCAACCCCGACGCCAAGCUGAAGGUGAGGGGGCAGGAACAUUGAAACAAAAUAAGGCUUACCCAGGUUGACACAGUCAUUAUGUUGUCAAUAUAAACACACAUAGAUGAGGUUAGAUUAGACAUUACAGUCCACUCUCUUUCCUCACUCCCCUUCUUCACUUCCUCUCCCCUGUCCCCCCCCCCCCCCCCCCCCUCCUUCCAUUCAGAGGCAGGUGUUCUCUGCGCUGAGUCAGAUCAGUAAGCACUCAGUGGACCUGGCCGAGAUGGUGGUGGAGGCAGAGAUCUUCCCUGCUGUCCUGGCCUGCCUCCGAGACCCCGACGAGUACGUCAGGAAGAACGUCACCACGCUGAUGAGAGAGAUCACCAAACACACACCUGAGGUACACCCACACACACCAAACAUCAGAGGUACACAGACACUACACACACCACACAUCAGAACACACACUCACCUACACCAAACACACACUAGGGGUACCAAACUCCCUAACUCCCUACCAUAUUCUCACAUGUGCCCCUACCCUCGCCUGAAUGUGUGUGUAUGUGUACAGCUGUCUCAGAUGAUCGUGAACACGGGUGGUGUGGCGGCGGUGAUUGACUACCUGGGUGAUUGCCGUGGUAAUGUGCGGUUGCCAGGGAUCAUGAUGCUUGGAUAUGUGGCUGCUCACUCUGAAAACCUUGCCAUGGCCGUCAUCGUCUCUAAGGUAUGUGUGUGUGCCAGGGUUGGGGUCAAUUCAGAAUUUCGGAAUUUAAUUAAAUUCAAACAAUGAAUUUGAAUUAAAUUUGAAUUGGCCACACCCCACAGGAAGCAGAAUUUGAAUCGAAUUUGAAUUGAAGGAAGUAUAAUUGAAUUCAAAGCAAUUCAACUGAGAUGUGAAACAUGAAAGUCUCAUUAAUUUGACAAAUAUUUUAUCAAAAGGAUAUGCCACUCAUUAACGCAAAGAAUACACAUACCAUUUCAAAUAUUAGUUUGAUUAUAACUAUAAGAUGUCAAACAGUGCUUUUCUUUGUCAUGAGAUGUUAGAUUGGGGACUCCCUAAAAACACCCCUCUUCAAUACUGCUACGACCGGAAGUGACUUUUCGUAGCUGGUUAGGAGAGCAUUUUCGCUAACCUUAACUCUUUUCCUAACCUUAACCUAAUUCUCCUAACCAGCUACGUUAAUUCUCCUAACCUGCUGCGUAAGUUCUCCUAACCAGCUAUGAAAAAGUCACUUCUGGUCGUAGUUGUAUCGAAGUGGCGUGUUUUUAGGGAAUCUUGUUAGAUUGUUCAAAUCAAAUUGUAUUUGUCACAUGCGCCGAAUACAACAGGUGAAAUGUUCCAUUUCAUACUGCAGUGUUUGAUCUAAUGCAUUCUGGGGAUUUUUUCUUCUUCUGAUAUUUAUAAAAUUAAGGGAAUUAUGAAUUAUUAUAGACAACCCAUAACAUGAUCUUAGCACAUUUCAAGACCACUGUAAUUAUUUAAAAAUAGUUUUAGGAGAAUGAGCUUUAAAAAAAUGAAAUGUUUCAACCUCAUGCUACAUGGUAGUGGUAACCAUACAUGAUUUCUAUGGUGAUGUGUAGAAUAAAUAAGCCAUUUGAAUUGCUUCCGGUGGGGUGUGGCCAAUUCAAAUUAAAUUGAAAUUCAAUCAUUUAAUUGAAAUUUCAAGAGCAAUUCGCAACUCAAUUUAGAAAAGGCCCCAACCCUGGUGUGUGCACUGUGCAUCGUCUCCAAAGUGUGUGCGUUUGUGUGUUGACUGUCUCCAAGCUGUGUGCGUUUGUGUGUCCACUGUCUCCAAGCUGUGUGCGUUUGUGUGUCCACUGUCUCCAAGCUGUGUGCGUUUGUGUGUGCACUGUCUCCAAGCUGUGUGCGUUUGUGUGUCCACUGUCUCCAAGCUGUGUGCGUUUGUGUGUGCACUGUCUCCAAGCUGUGUGCGUUUGUGUGUCCACUGUCUCCAAGCUGUGUGCGUUUGUGUGUCCACUGUCUCCAAGCUGUGUGCGUUUGUGUGUCACUGUCUCCAAGCUGUGUGCGUUUGUGUGUCCACUGUCUCCAAGCUGUGUGCGUUUGUGUGUCCACUGUCUCCAAGCUGUGUGCGUUUGUGUGUCCACUGUCUCCAAGCUGUGUGCGUUUGUGUGUCCACUGUCUCCAAGCUGUGUGCGUUUGUGUGUCCACUGUCUCCAAGCUGUGUGCGUUUGUGUGUCCACUGUCUCCAAGCUGUGUGCGUUUGUGUGUCCACUGUCUCCAAGCUGUGUGCGUUUGUGUGUCCACUGUCUCCAAGCUGUGUGCGUUUGUGUGUCCACUGUCUCCAAGCUGUGUGCGUUUGUGUGUCCACUGUCUCCAAGCUGUGUGCGUUUGUGUGUCCACUGUCUCCAAGCUGUGUGCGUUUGUGUGUCCACUGUCUCCAAGCUGUGUGCGUUUGUGUGUCCACUGUCUCCAAGCUGUGUGCGUUUGUGUGUCCACUGUCUCCAAGCUGUGUGCGUUUGUGUGUCCACUGUCUCCAAGCUGUGUGCGUUUGUGUGUCCACUGUCUCCAAGCUGUGUGCGUUUGUGUGUCCACUGUCUCCAAGCUGUGUGCGUUUGUGUGUCCACUGUCUCCAAGCUGUGUGCGUUUGUGUGUUUACUGUCUCCAAGCUGUGUGCGUUUGUGUGUUGACUGUCUCCAAGCUGUGUGCGUUUGUGUGUUGACUGUCUCCAAGCUGUGUGCGUUUGUGUGUCCACUGUCUCCAAGCUGUGUGCUCUCCUUUUCUACCUCUCUCUCCUUCAUAACCUCUCUCCUGUCCUCCCUGGUUGUUGUUGCUCCUCCGGCCCUGUAGGGGGUGCCCCAGCUGGCCAUCUGUCUGUCUGAGGAGCCAGAGGAACAUAUCAAGGCGGCAACAGCGUGGGCGUUUGGCCAGAUUGGCCACCACACCCCGGAGCACGCCAGGGCCGUUGCCACGGCUAACGUCCUGCCCAAGUUGCUGGCCCUCUACAUGGACACAGACAGCUCCGAGGACCUGCAGGUCAAGGUAGGGUCAUAGGUCAUUGUUAUUACCAGAAGCCUGUGUAGUAGGCACAGGAUGCUACUGAAGCUCUUACUGAACAUUUCUGAGGGUUAUAAGUGCAGCAGACAGUAAACGGACCAUAACAUAUCCUGUAUCAUCCUAAAUCCUGACCCCCCCCCCCCACCCAACCCCCACCCCACCCCCAGGCUAAGAAGGCUCUGAAGAGUAUCCUACAGAAGUGCAACUACCUGCCUGCUCUGGAGCCCCUGCUCUACGAAGCUCCCAGCAACAUCCUCAAACACGUCGUCUGCCAGUUCAGCAAGGUGGGGGCGUGUUUGUCAACUCUUAUUUACAUAAGCCUCUUCACACUACUAGGUAUCACAGCCUAAUAAUGUUUUAGUUCUGGAAAUCAGACUGUUUAAAUCCAGUCUAGGUCAAUUUAAACCGUUUUUGAGAAAUUAUAUUUUCAUUAGUUCGUUUUAAAAGUGCAAUUAAGUCCAAGAUUAGGCUUAAUCUCUGUCCGGAAAACCUGCCUCAAAGGUUUGGUUCAGACAGUCCCGGAAGUUCAGACAGUCCAGGAAAUCCAAUGCCUUGUAUUCCCUGUAUCCCUCCUCUCCCCUCCCUCUCCUCUCCCCUCCCCCUCUCCAGGUGCUGCCCCGUGACAGCAACGCUCGUCGUCUGUUUGUGACCAGCGGAGGCCUGAAGAAGGUUCAGGAGAUUAAGGCUGAUCCUGGAUCUGCCCUGCAGGAGUACAUCAACUCUAUCAACAGCUGUUACCCUGAGGAGAUAGUCAGGUACACACACACAAGCCACGUCAUUUACUAAUUUACUGGCUAUAACAUCAGAUGAAUCUAGUGUGUUUCUACUACCAGGCAUUCCCUCACCCCCAACCCAACCCCUUUGUUGUGUCCUCUGUCCUCAUGCUGUAGAUACUACUCCCCCGGCUACUCAGAGACCCUGCUGGAGCAGGUAGAGAAGUACCAGCCUGUCUGAGGGUCUGGGGAGAUAUGGGCUCGCAUCCCCUCGUUACUGACACUGAAUGUGAGAUUACGAUUUUACCGUUUCACCCUCAUCCAUGAAUAUGAGGACUGAAGACUAUAUAAAACUAUCGUUUAUUAUCGCACUGAUUAUGUUUUCUGUCUUUGUUUCAAUGUGUAUAUGCAUUGAUCAUAGCUGAGUAGACCUAUGUGAGCAUUUGAAGAGGAAUGACAAAACUUCAUCAUUAAUUUGUUAAACAAGUAAUUUACUAGUACCAUUGAACCAUUGUAUAUGCACCUAGUUUUGUGUUUUAUGUUAAUAUUCAGAGGGUUUUAUAUUUAAAGGUUAUAUGAUUGCACGUUUAUGGUGAUCG
Coregonus sp. 'balchen' is the source of this 6899-nucleotide messenger RNA. The record is from the annotation of a GenBank genome assembly. Lineage: Eukaryota; Metazoa; Chordata; Actinopteri; Salmoniformes; Salmonidae.